Bradysia coprophila is the source of this 1200-nucleotide messenger RNA. Its product is annotated as annexin B10-like. The record is from RefSeq and is a predicted model, not a curated record. Gene Ontology annotation, cellular component: plasma membrane; nucleus; cytoplasm. Gene Ontology annotation, molecular function: phosphatidylserine binding; calcium-dependent phospholipid binding; calcium ion binding. Lineage: Eukaryota; Metazoa; Arthropoda; Insecta; Diptera; Sciaridae.
GGAUAGAUUUCAACUUUCGUAUAUUCAGUUUGGAGCUCUUACUGAAAUUAGAUACAUUUUUUGUGCCGAAGAGUAACUAAUUGCGGUCGAUAUUUUUACGAUUCCAUAAUUCCACAAUUUGCUAAUAAGAUUGAAAAUUCAACCGGUAAUAGCUACAAUGGAAUAUUCGCCAACCAUAGUACCAUAUGCAGACUUCAAUGCUGAAGAAGAUGGAAAAACCCUACGAGCUGCGAUGAAAGGAUUCGGUACAGAUGAGCAAGCUAUCAUCGACAUUCUCACUGCUAGAUCGAAUGACCAACGGCAAGAAAUUGCAUUUUGGUUUAAAAAUUCACUGGGAAGGGAUCUGAUUGACGAUCUUAAAUCUGAACUGGGUGGAAGGUUUGAGGAUGUUAUCGUUGCAUUGAUGGUGAAACCAGACGAAUAUUUAUGCAAACAGCUGCAUAAAGCCAUGGCUGGCAUGGGUACAGACGAAAGUACACUAAUUGAGAUAUUGUGCACAAAGACGAAUGAUGAAAUAUCUCGUUUGAUUGGAACUUAUGAGGAUUUAUAUGACAAACCACUGGCCCAGCAUUUGUGUAGCGAAACAGGAGGAUACUUUCGACGUCUACUGACAAUGAUAAUAACUGGUGCUCGAGAUCAGACGGGCUCGGUCGAUAUUGAAUUGGCAAAACAACAGGCAGUCGAAUUGUUUGCUGCUGGUGAAGGAAAAUUGGGAACCGAUGAAGAAGUAUUUAAUCGUGUUCUAUCGCACGGCAGCUUUGCGCAUUUACGCUACGUUUUUACCGAAUACAAGAACUUGUCCGGCAGAACCAUUGAACAAGCUGUUAACGAUGAGAUGAGUGGAGAUUUACGGGAUGCAAUUUUGACAAUAAUUGAAUGCGUUCAAUCAACCUCUGCCUAUUUUGCUAAACGUUUGUUCGCCGCCAUGGAAGGUAUGGGAACCGACGAUGCCACUUUGAUCAGAAUUAUUGUCAGUCGUUCGGAACUUGAUUUGGGAAGCAUAAAAUCAGAGUUUGAAAGAUUAUUCGAUCGGACAUUACUUAGUGCCGUGAAGAGUGAAACAUCGGGAGACUAUAAGCAUGCAUUGUGCAGUAUUAUUGGGUCAGCUUAGUGAUGUCAUAUCAAGAAGUGAUUAUUUACAGUGCCUGUGCUUCGCUUGAUUUAAUGCUAUUUAAAUGGAAUAUUAAAAUCUCUAACCGA